Microbotryum saponariae is the source of this 4101-nucleotide messenger RNA. Lineage: Eukaryota; Fungi; Basidiomycota; Microbotryomycetes; Microbotryales; Microbotryaceae. The record is from the annotation of a GenBank genome assembly.
AUGGUACUCUCGAGCGCUGUGCCGAUGCCACCCUCGCGAGCUGGAUCGCCGGAACAAGAGCUCCGCCGCUCGGCGGUACCUCGGACUUCGUUCUCCGCUCCUCGGGGCAUCGCAAUCGGAACGGUGGCGCACCAGCACGGUACGAAUGAUGACCCUGCAUUGGUACCACUGCCUCCGUCACCCGAAGAGGCGGGAUCAUCUCCGUUCCUUCCUUCGAAUCGACCUUUUCGGUCACGGAGACCGAGCCCUACGGGACCGAUCGUGAUUCCUCCGCGUGCGGUUUUGCAGGAGCCGUACUACGUCACGCCCUCUCCCAUCCCCAGCGUAUCGACAUCCAGCUCGAUCUGGCCACCUCCACCCCCAGCGUCGCAACCGCGUGGACCCCGUCUGGACGUGCCUGUCUCGAGUGUGCCUUUCAAUCCAGGAUGGACGACACCUUUUCCUUCCGUCCAACUGGAAGCCUCGCCUCCGCGACCGAAACGACCUGCAAGACCUGACGAAGCCUUGAUGUUUGCUUCGCCACUCCCUUUUCCUGGCUACGAGCAGCUGAUGCAAUCACCGACUUCGGACACCACCGCCGUCCACGGCGGGAUCCGCGAGCGCGUUGACCUCUCCACAUUUCUGCACGAAACGACGCACGCUGCCUCCCCAUCGGUGGCUGCUCGAUCUCCCAUCUCCCCCAUUAGCUCGACGCACUCGUUCGGUCGGGUAUCGCCAUCGAAGCGUCGAAAACCUGUGCCCAAAUACGAAUCUUCGCCCGUGCGCCGAGGUCCAGCUUCACCCAGGGGCGCUCCGCCACCGACGUCGCCGGCUCGUAGUGCGAGGGGUCAGGGAAUUCCAGCGACACCGAAUAGACUCAGCAUUGGAGGAUUCGAAGCUCUUCUCGCGCGUGGAGUACCUCCUGUCUCCUCAUUCGUGGGCGCCGGGCGUAAACGAGGACUGGGGGAUGUCGACGAGGAAGAUCUCGCGGCGCCGCGACACCGUAGCGCAUUCGCGACCGAUGAGUCGCCCAAGGACGGCAAGCGAAGGGCUACUUUUCACGGGGAUGGCAUCGGGUUCGAAAUGGACCCUGACGAUAAUACAAAUACGCAUACUUCGGGGCUGAUAGGGUCGCGCAAGACUGACAACAAGACCUUUUCGUGGUCCGAAAAGCUGCGACAAAGUCCCUGGAUUCCCGCAUGGACGGCUCGGAAAGACACAACCGGUCGACGGGCUUCUCGCGAGAAUGUUUCCCGUGACGUCGGCAUCGCCCCCGUUUUGGCCACGAGCGACAACCCCGGCUCAAUACAAGUCAUCUCUCACAACACAUGGAAAAAACAAGCACCUUCGACAGCAGCCAAGGUGAACCGCAACUUUGUCUCGCUACCACUGCACAACACGCCGCAACAAAGUGGUGGCAUGAGACGUCGAAGCAGUGCUGUACAUCGAGAAGAAGAAAAAGCCAACAAGGGCCUGGGAGAGGUGAUCGUGAUGCCGGGCUCGUGGGAAAACGAGAGUAUCUACGCUCCCGAGCCGCAACGCGAGCUAAUUCUGCAUCCUAUGCGGAUCAAGAUGAGCGCACUCGACUAUCGAAACCGACUUAUGCGACUAGUCUAUCUCUUUUACUCGCUGCUCAUCGUAUUCCCCAUUCCAGCGACCCUCUUCCUCGACUACAACGUCAUCUACGCGCUCGUGCAGAUUGCCCUGUCGCCUUCCUUACCGACUGCGUCCGUUUUGACUCGACGGGAUCUCGUCGGUGUGCCUACGCUAAGGUCGAGCACUCCCUGGUGGAUUGCGACGGGACUAUACGCGGGGUGCACUAUGCUCUGGAUUUUUGUCGUAUGCAUCUGGUUGGGCUUUGUUCGGGGAUACGUGCGGCACUGGCACAGGGGUGAUGUGGCGAUCACCAAAGUGUAUCAAAACUUGACGUGAGUGAUGCGUUUUUCAGGCGAUGUAGGACGGCGCUAAUGAACUGACUACCCCCAUUCAACAGCUCCUUCCACUCUGCAUCUUUAUCAUCCUUCUCGACCUUCUCGAUGUUGUGGCGUGUUCGUCUCGCCCCAUUGCUGCGCUCGAGUAUCUUGUCCAAGUCGGUCGUGGGGAAUCGGCGAUCGGAUUGGUUCAUUGAGACGUGCCACUACUACCGUCAAGGUGAGCAUCGCUGUUCCAUCGAACACCUGGAAGGUAUGGAGCUGACCUGAGUAUCGCUCGUCGACCUAGGCUGGCCGACACUCUUGCUUCUGGCACCGAGAGCCGGACUCUCGCUGGCGCUCCUCCUCCUUUUCGGCACGACGGCAUACGGCUCUGCGAGCGCAGUAGCUUCGAGUCGAGACACGGCCUACUUCAACCGUGAUGGAACAUUGACUUCAUUCUCGGUCGGAUUCCUGAUGGCGUAAGUUCACAGUUCUUCUCACAUUCGAUAGCUCGAGAACGAAAUUUGACCUCUCGCCAAUCUGUCUACAGUAACCUCGUUUGGGCCGCCUGGCACCUACUCUUGUGGUCCCUAGCCGUCGUCGGCAUUGGCCUCUACAAGCUCUUCCCGUCGUCGUCGCAUCCUUUCACGGCGGCCUCCGACUCAUCUCUCCUGGACCUCACUCGUACGGUAUCGUCCGACUCGGGCCAGCCCUCCGAUUGGCGCUCUCGACGGGACCGGCGAUUGCGCGCAGCGAUCUUGUUGUGCCUCCCCCGCUCGAGUCGAUCGUUCUCAUCACUUUCUGCAAGGCAUACCUCCGAAUCCAAGGGCGGGCCCUUUCAUGCCAAGUCCAUUUCGUCACCCGAGUUGCUCCAAGCGCCUCCCCGACCCGCACCGCUUGGACUCGCUCCCCAAAGUGUCCGUGUGGCGAAGCGCGACGAACGAGCUGGAUCCACAGCUGGGAAGGAGAAGGAGAACCGUACGAUGCAUAUGGACGCCACGCAGAGGCAAAAGAUGGCUGACCUGGAUUACGAGCGUCGUAAGCUCGCGCGUGACGAUGCUGCGGCGACACUGUCGGGUCAGCAGCCCAUGGCUUCCUCGCCUCCUGGCGUGCGUUUCCCUUACGUCCUUCCCACACCUCGCAUCAGCGAGACGCCUUUCAUGAGCCGCGAGAUGAAUACAUUCAGCGACGAAGCUGUUCGCGUCCCGUUGCCCGAAACGAGUCCAGAGCCAACGACGAGGGGCAUCUCGAGCCCUCUUGGCCUGGUCAGCCCUUCGACGCGACAAAGACGGUUCGCUGCGCGAUCGCCGGCCGCUCCCCAGCUGCGACUCGACCUCAGUGCUGUGGCGGAUGAGUCGAACCUUCUCCGCCCUCCACUCAAAUCGCACUUUUCUCUCGCCUCGGACCUGACGGGCGUCGCCAAAACCUCUUCACCUACGACCCCGGGUGGUGUGGACUUUUUCACAGGGCCUCCGGCGACGAUGCGACUCGCCGAGUCGGAAGCGACCCGACCCUCGGCAGGUUAGUCCCACCCUCACCGUUCGCAUUGCACUCCCCUCCCUCUUUUCCUUCCUCGGCCACUGACCCAGCGACGUCCCCGAUCGACGUCUCCCGCACCCCCAACCUCAGCGGUGUUGGCGAGGGAGAAGACUGGAAUGCCGCAGCAGCGACGACGAUGCACGUUCGGGAACUACAAGCGACGCGCAACCUGACGGACACGGUUAUUGAGCGUCGACGCAUCUCCGAGCGCCUGCUCCUAGAAGUGCAAAGGCUCGGCGAGGCGGAGGAAGCUGUCCGACGCGAGGAGCGUCGACUUGCGUCGUUGAGGCGUAUCGGCGAGGUUUCGUCGGCGGGGAUCAUGCAGACUGGCCUCGGGGUUACGAUUCAAUCCCCUUCCAUCGCUAGUACCCGAGAUGCGUCAUCACCCGUGCAGCAAGAACGAUCGCCGGCCCUACCAUUCACUCCGCAACUUGGUUCUCUCGAGGUUACGCCUCGCAUGUCGGAGAUGGCGUCAAACAAUGAUCCUUCUCAAGCGCUGCUCCCGCCGUUUCGUUUUUCCUAUAGCUCCCCCGAUACGACUCAAGCCGGUCUAGCGAUCGACACGGACCCGGACCCUGGACCUGCAACAGGUGACGACUCGUCCAGGUCUCUGAACCCCGCCGCGGCACUCUUGACGACGGCGACGAUCAGCGAAGCCAAGCCGGUGUAG